Messenger RNA from Blumeria graminis f. sp. triticale, 1656 nucleotides. NCBI's taxonomy places the organism in Eukaryota, Fungi, Ascomycota, Leotiomycetes, Helotiales, Erysiphaceae. The record is from the annotation of a GenBank genome assembly.
AUGGAAUCUACUUCUGUCCUGAUAAUUGGCGCCGGACCUACUGGUCUUAUGCUUGCCCUUGAGCUCGCUCGACUUCAGGUACCCUUUCGUCUUCUUGAGGCUCAGUCGCUUUCAAAACCAAAUUUCCAGUCUCGCGCACUUAAUCUUCACCCACGUACACUUGAACUACUUGCACGCCAUGAUAUUUCUCAAGACCUCAUAAAUGCCGGCUCAAAAGUGUGCAAUGUGCGUCUUUUUGCAGGUCGAAACUUGUGCACAGAGAUCGGAUUUCCAGGCCGACUGAUGAACGAUACAGCCUUUCCAAACGCCAUUAUUUCGAAUCAAUCGCUGGUUGAGAAGAUAUUGUUGAAAAAACUGGAAGAAUAUGGCGGUAAGAUUGAACUGGGGUCAAAGUUAGAACGUGUUGAGAUGAAAAAAUUCGAGCAAGGUGUAACGGCCUGGGUCAGACAUCUUUCAAGUGAUGAAGAUCAAACUAAGUGCCAAGAUGGGAUAGAAGAAGUUGUACAGUCUCGUUAUAUUGUUGGUUGUGACGGCGCACACAGCCUUGUGCGAAAUCUUGCUGGUAUUGAAUUUACUGGGAAUUCUCAUCCGCAAGAGUUUAUCCUCGCUGAUGCUUAUGUGGAUUGGGAGCACAAAAGGUGCCCUCAUCUUUUCAUGGACUAUGGUUUCACGGCAUUCUUUCCACUAAAUGACGAUAAUAAGUACCGAAUCUUCUGUCAGCGCACUAAAUCUCUAAGCAAUACUACGUCUCUAAAUGUAACGCUAGAUGAUUUUGGUCCUGAGAUUGCAGCCCUCGUUCCCGGUUACACACGAAUACAUUCUCCCUCCUGGAUCUCAGAAUUCCACCUACACAGCCGCAUUGCUAACACCUAUCGUGUUCAGAGCAUUUUCCUCGCGGGUGAUGCCGCUCACAUACACACGCCAGUUGGAGGCCAAGGAAUGAACCUCGGGAUGCAAGAUUCCGUUAAUUUAGCUUGGAAACUCGCGCGCGUACUGCACCGUACUGCCCCAGCCUCUAUUCUCGACUCCUACGAUGCUGAACGUCGUCCCGUAGCUAGCGCUAUCAUUCGCGGCACGGAUCGUGUGUUUUCAGUAUUUUCUACGACAAAUCCAUUGAAAGUAUGGCUACGAAAUUUCUUAUUUCGGUGGAUAUUGCCCUGGCUUUGUAUUUACAAUGGUCUCGAUAAGAACAUGCGAAAUAUGUCACAGCUUGAUAUCCGCUACAGCAAGAGUCCUGCUGUUGGUACGGCGACAAAGUGGAAAGGAGUACUCAGAGGUGGAGAUCGUGCACCAGAAGGAUGGAUUAAAAAUUGCCAAGGGCAAACAGUGACAUUGCAAAAACUGUGGAGAGCUCCAGUCGACCACCUUGUAUUAUUUUGUAGCUCUAUUAAUCCGCAAAUAGCCGAUGAUAUAGAGAAGGACUUUAGAGAAUGGGCUAGUCCAAAUACUAACGUGUUGAAAAUAUAUUAUUCCAGCCUGACCGACAAGGUUUCACGCGACGAUUAUAUCGAUCCUGAUGGUAAAGCUCAUUCCCUGUACCAGUUUUCUGAGCCAGGAUACGUUCUUGUAAGACCAGACGGCCAUAUUUCAUAUAUAGGAGCUUUGACUUCAUUAGGUGAGCUAAGGAUCUGGAUGCAAAAGCAAGCCAAUAGUUAA